GGCCCAGAACAGGACUACAUACUAUGCACCCAAUCAGCUGGCCCAAAUGCGACCCAACCCCAGAUGGCAGCAACAAGGUGGCAGAGGUCAAGGUGGUUUCCAAGGGAUACCCAGUUCACUGCGCCAGCCAGGACCCCGUGCCAACCUGAGACACAUGACUCCUAAUAGCGGCGCACAAGGUCCACGUGCUUCUGGCCAGGCCAUGGCUCCUCGUCCCUCAAUGGGAGUCCCCGGGCCCCGUGCCAUGCCUCCUUACAAAUAUGCCACUGGUGUCCGUAACCCAAACCCCCAGGUGGUCCAACCUAUUGCCUUACAGCAG
Molecule: messenger RNA, 319 nt
Organism: Larimichthys crocea (large yellow croaker)
Lineage: Eukaryota; Metazoa; Chordata; Actinopteri; Sciaenidae
Product: polyadenylate-binding protein 4-like
Exons: 3
Source: RefSeq, a predicted model, not a curated record